GCCAUUUCUCCCGAAGGUUUCUUUAAGUCUUCUAAAGCCUGUUUUUGGCAUGUCUCUCUUCUCUUCUUUUUGUUUAUUUCCCCUCAUGUGUGCACGCACUUCCCAACUUCCCAACUUCCUCACUUUUCUCACUGUCUCUCUCCAUUUCCCCCCUGUUAUUCCAUUUUAUGCACACUGCAUUCUAGAGCCUUUUUCAUUUCAUUUUCUAUCUAAUUCCAGCCACUGCUUUCAAAGCUCAUUCCUUUCAACAUUUUGUAUUUACUUCCCCCCCCCUUUACUCGACACGGUGACUAAAUGUCGGCAGAGCACAAAAAUGUGGUUGUAGCAGUGCGGUGUCGGCCGUUGAAUUCGCGCGAAAUAAAGAGGGGCGCCUCGUGCCUCGUGUCUAUGGGCGGUCAGCAGACAGUGCUCGACAAGCCCGAGGCCUUACACAAUAUCAACAGCAAUAUUAGCAGCAAGCCCGUGGACAAGACUCGGCGAACGUACAACUUUGAUUACUCGUACUGGACGGCCGGCGACAUCAACGAUUCUCGGUACGCCAGCCAGGAGGUGGUAUUCAACGACAUCGGCCACUCAGUGUUAGAGCACGCUCUGUCAGGGUACCACUGCUGCGUGUUUGCAUACGGCCAGACGGGCAGCGGCAAAUCUUACACGAUGAUGGGCGGCAGCGGCAAAGAGGCAGGGCUGAUUCCUCGGAUAUGCGAGCAGCUGUUUGCCAGGGUCGCCAGGGGCACCCCCGACGCUUCGUACCGCAUCGAGGUGUCAUAUCUGGAGAUUUACAACGAACGGGUCCGCGAUCUGCUCAACCCGCAAGGUGCGAGCAAUCUGCGAGUGCGUGAACACCCGUCGCUAGGACCCUAUGUCGAGGACCUGACAAAGGCCGCGGUCGACUCGUACAGCGCUGUGUUCGAGCACAUGAGUCAGGGCAACAAGGCGCGCACCGUGGCCGCCACCAGCAUGAACGAGGUCAGCAGCCGGUCGCACGCGGUGUUUACAAUUGUCCUCAGCAGGCGCUCGGCCACUGGAUCUGCCGGCCAGAUCACCGAGCGUGUGUCGCGCAUCAGCCUGGUUGAUCUGGCCGGCAGCGAGCGUGCGGACGCGACAAUGGCGACCGGCGUUCGGCUAAAAGAGGGCGCCAAGAUCAACCAGUCGCUGGCAGUGCUUGGCAAAGUAAUAUCGGCGCUGGCAGAUCGGGAGAAGAAGCCACAUGCGGACAGCACCAAGACAGCCACGCGCGAGUCAUUCGUGCCAUAUCGCGACAGCGUGCUCACAUGGCUGCUCAAGGACUCCCUCGGUGGCAACUCGCGCACGUUUAUGAUUGCGGCAGUGUCCCCGGCCGAUUACGCCGAGACACUAAGCACGCUGCGCUAUGCCGACCGCGCCAAGCGCAUUGUCAACCAGGCGACGGUCAACGAGGACGCAACGAUCCGGCUGGUGAGCGAUCUCAAGGCAGAGGUGGCCCAGUUACGGCGACGCUUGGCGCAAGAAGAGACCAGCAAGGACCUGGAAGACCAGCUGGCAGCCAGCGAGAAGCUAGUCGUCGAGCUCAACACGACGUGGGAGGAGAAGCUGUAUCGCACGCAGAAGAUCCAGGCCGAGAGGGAGCGCGCGCUGGCUGCCCUGGGCAUAGCGGUGGACACAAACCGCGAGGGUCACGGCGUUGGGCUACACGCGCCUCGGGAUAUUCCGCACUUGGUCAACCUCAGCGAGGACCCACUGAUGUCCGAGUGCCUGGUGUACAACCUCAAGCCCGGCAGAACGCUGGUCGGGGCGGGCGACGACGUCGACAUUCGGCUGGGCGCGUCCGGUGGCGUGGCGCCUCUGCACUGCUACUUUGAAUAUAACGCUGCCAGCAGCACCGUUCUUCUGCACCCGCGCGACGAAUGCCUGGUGAUGGUCAACGGGCAGCAGGUCCGGCAGCCAAAGGAGCUCAAGUCGGGAUACCGCAUGAUUAUCGGCUCCUCGUUUGUGUUCCGUCUUAACCAUCCGCAGCAAGUGCGCCAGGACCGCCUGCGAGCGGCCGACAGCAGCCAGGCUGAGGAGUACAUCGACGACAAUGCGGAUUGGCAGUACGCGUGGAACGAGGCCCACCCGGACAGCACGCCAAACCCGGGGCCAUACUACUCGCCAAGCAACUGGAGCGACUCGCAAAGCGAAAUGUCGGACGUGCCUGACAACACGUCGUCGACCGCAUAUUCUGCGCUGGCCAGCUCUCACCACUACGCGCACUUGCACGCCCCCGAGGGCAACCUCCGGCGGCCGUCGUCACAAGCAUCUGUGCGCCGUGCCAUCAGCAUCAGCACCGGUGCGCCGCAGCGUCAGCGGCGCAGCUCGGUGGCAACCGACAUUACAGCGCUCCAAAGCUCCUCGUUUGAUUCACGACAGCGGCCGCGCGGUCAAACCAUUUCGGGGCUUAAUAUCUCGGGGGCACGACCGCCCAGGCGACUAGGGCCCUAUGUGUCUCCCGUAGAGAGCAGUAUUGCUGCCGAAGCGCGCGAGCGGCAGAUGUGGGAGAGGCGCCUGGCACGGCUGGUGCUCGCGCAGUGGCGGCGGCACAAGCUAGUCAAGGUCGGUGAGACGAUGCUGCGCAAUGCUGUGUAUCUGAAGGAGGCCAACGUUAUUGGCAAGGAGCUCGGGCAGAAGGUGGUCUAUCAGUUCGCCAUUCUGCGCGGCGGCGCUGACGUCUAUCCGGCCUCGCCACUCGAGCCGGACGCGCUGCCAGCGCUGCUGUCGGACUGGGACACAAUCAACAUGCCCAGUGACAACGACACCGCAGGCGGCGGCAAAGGGUCUACGUGGCAGACCAAAUCGCUCGGCCAUCCGCUGCUGGACUCGUCUGAUGGGACGGUGCCCGAGGUUGUUGUCAAAGUGCUGGACAUUGGGCACACGUGCUGGUAUGUGUGGUCACUGGCCAUGUUCCACGCGCAGCUCGCCAAGAUGCGCGGUCUGUCGACAGUAAAGGGCUCGUACCGCGCGCAUCUGGUGCUGGAUCCGUUCCAUGCCACCCCUGCGCCGCGCUAUUCGUGCAUCGGGUCUGCGACGUACCCUAUCUGGCCCGGCGACCGGCCGUACUCUGCGAAAAUUGACGCCCCCGUCAUUGAUUCGCUCAGCGGUCUCGAGCGUGGCCGCAUGCAAGGCAGCUUGGCGGCGCUGCCCAUCCGCCAGAGCAACAGGGCGGGGAGCGCACGCGCGUGGAACGUAAUCGUGCAUGUCAAGUCGCUUAAUGGCGUCAGCGAGAGCGAGAUGACAGCAGUUCACUGCCGCCUUCGCUUGACUCGAAUGCGUGGGCUGCUUCCGACAACACCCACGGCGAUUGAUGACACGAGUUUGGUGGGCCAGCCUAAUAGCGGCCAGCCAUCUGCGCCAAACUCGCCGGUGAUGGUCAGCGUGUCAGCCGACCAGGCUGCCCGGCACAACAGCCCGCUGGCAGGCUUUGGCAACGGUCCAGUCAAUGUGCAGUUUAGGCAGCAGUGGACAAUUGACAUGCUGACGGUAGACACGUGCGUUGUCAUCGAGUUUUUUGGAAUUGCGCAGCCGCUGGCCUUGCGCCGGGCAUUCCAUGAGGAUGUGCAGAUUGAGCAAGCGCUACAGCUUGGCGUGCCGCUGCAAUUGGGUGGCAACGGUGGCAGCAGUGGCAUCAAGUUGGGCUGUGAGGCCGAGUCGGCCAUGUCAGCAAGCCAGAACCUUCUUGUCGAGCGGCUGCACGAGGAGGAACUGUUUGUGGACUCGCAGCAUGAGCUCGCAGUCUGGGUGCGUGUGCUGGAGUUGGGACUCGACGGACAGUGGGAGCGUGCGCCGUGCAGUGCCGCCGGACUUACCUCGUCAGCGGCUUUUUUGAUGCGGCAGGGGCUGCAGCGCCGCGUGGAGGUUGUUGUCGGUCACAACGCCAGCAAACACCUUCAUGUUUCCAAAGUCAUUGGCCUGCGCAUUGGGUGUCCCGUUCUGGUUGACGAAAAGGGCCGCCUUGUUGGUGGUAGCAAUGGAAUCAGCAGUAGCAGCAGCAUCGGCGGGCAGGGCGGUCGGAUGAUGGCAGACCUGCCGAUCACCAGGGCGCUGCUGGCCGGAGACAGCGAUGCCGGCGGCUCAAGGCUGGACAACCGCUGCUUUGUACAGGUCGCUGCUUCGUGGGACACAUCUGUAUUUGGCUCGCGAUUGCUCGACAUGCCUACAGGCAAGGGCAUGCGCGUCAAGAUGUCGCUCGAGUUGGCCCUGGAGAUCGACAACGGAGCCGGCCCGUUAAGCUUGAUCACCGACAUUUUUGUGCAGAUUCACUCGCGCCAGGCAGCCGUCGCUGGCCGCGGCUGGUUGGCCUCGAUUGCAGAGAGCGCUGGUGGUCUCUUCCGCCCCAGUAGCGGUAAUGGCAAUGGCAACAGCAACAACAUAAGCAUAAGCAGUGGAGCUGGCAGUAUCUACGGCGCAGGCAGCAUUAUGCGCACUCGGAGCAGCAUCAGCAUAUUAGACAUGAUGCGGGCCUCGUCCGACGCCAUUAGCAGCAGCAGCAGCAAUACUGACAGCCCACCGCUCAGCGAUCCCAUGUUUCGCGUGUUUUCGGUUACGCUCAGCCCGACCGAAACCGUGCGUGGCAAGGGCAAUCUCUGGCGCCUGAAUACGGCUAAAAAGUACGUGCGCGGCGAGGAGACACUGCUGCCUUGGCAGCCCCGCAGUGUGCGCUUUGUUGACGAGUAUCACCGCCAGGAGCACGAGGACGCCUGGCGCCUGUCGGUGGCACGCACCCGCGAGCACCUUGAAGCCCUCGGCCCGCUUGCAUCCCAGCCGGCUGACAAGGCCGCAGUGCAGCGUUCCUUGGACCACUCGUUUCCCAGUGAGUCGCAGCCGCCGCUGUCUACGCGGCAGCAGCGGAUCCUGGACAUUGUCUACGAAGCUGUGCGCAGAAUAUCAGAGUUCCGUCGGAUUCCCGAAAGCAGCCUCGGUCUACAGCAGGAGCCGCUGCAGGACAGCGUGCACACCGAUCGUGGCGGUGGCGAGAUCAACAGCAGCAGCGAUCAUAUGGACCCCGAUAAGCUCAGAAAGCAGGUUGUCAGGCGCCUGCCCUGCAAUAUACUCCCUAUCUCUAUGCAGGGCCACUUUUGCCAUCGCGGCUGGGUUGACAUCCUGGACACCAAUGCGGCGCCCGACACAUGGACCAAAAGGUGGUUUGUCGUCGAGCGGCCUUACAUAUUCGUGUUUGUCGACAAGGACUGCCGCUUCCUCGACAACGUCAUCAACAUCGCCUCUGCGCGCGUCAGCGUCGACCCACACGUCUCCGAGAUGCUUGGACGGCCAAAUGUCCUGGCGCUGUACACCAACACCAACGCGUACUUGCUCAGCCCGCCAGCCGAUGACGUGCAAAAGUGGAUCUCGGCCAUUGACGAGUGGUAUUUUAUGCUUAUAUGACAGUAUUUUUUUGUAACAUUAAAACCAUGG
Kickxella alabastrina is the source of this 5424-nucleotide messenger RNA. RefSeq lists its product as uncharacterized. Gene Ontology annotation, molecular function: microtubule motor activity; microtubule binding; ATP hydrolysis activity. Gene Ontology annotation, biological process: microtubule-based movement; cytoskeleton-dependent intracellular transport. Gene Ontology annotation, cellular component: kinesin complex; microtubule. Bases 295 to 5394 code for a protein of 1699 amino acids. The record is from RefSeq and is a predicted model, not a curated record. NCBI's taxonomy places the organism in Eukaryota, Fungi, Kickxellomycota, Kickxellomycetes, Kickxellales, Kickxellaceae. The transcript has a single exon.